Cantharellus anzutake is the source of this 777-nucleotide messenger RNA. RefSeq names its product thioredoxin-like protein. The transcript has 5 exons. Gene Ontology annotation, molecular function: protein-disulfide reductase activity; protein disulfide isomerase activity. Gene Ontology annotation, biological process: response to endoplasmic reticulum stress. Gene Ontology annotation, cellular component: endoplasmic reticulum lumen. The record is from RefSeq and is a predicted model, not a curated record. Bases 1 to 696 code for a protein of 231 amino acids. NCBI's taxonomy places the organism in Eukaryota, Fungi, Basidiomycota, Agaricomycetes, Cantharellales, Hydnaceae.
AUGCUCGCCCAGGCUUUAGCGCUCUCUCUGGUCCUUCCAGUUCUUGUGUCUGCUGGUAUUUUCCCUCCUGGAGGGCCAGUAAAGAUGCUUCAGGACACUGUAUUUCGUAAGACACUGAAAGAUGAAAAGACUUCUGUGGUAGCGUUUGUCGCUCCAUGGUGUGGACAUUGUAAAAAUUUGAGUCCAGAAUACUCCAAAGCAGCCCAGUCACUCUCUCCGUUAAUCGACUUUUAUGCCGUCGACUGCGACGCGGACGAGAAUAAACGUUUAUGCGCUGAACAAGGUGUCAAGGGUUUCCCAACGGUCAAGUCUUUUCCAAGGGGGUUGAAGGGCGCGUCUCACGAUUAUCAUGGCGAGCGAACGGCAGCGAGCAUCGCCAGCUGGGCUGGUAGUGAAGUGCCUGCACGCGUUACGACGCUGAAAUCCAUUGACGCGGUUAACAAGUGGUCCGAUAAGGACAUUACUGAACCCCGUGCGCUCCUCCUGACAACCCAAUCCAAGAUUCCAGUCCUAUGGAAGGUCCUCGGUUCACGUUUCUACAAGGACAUCUCAUUUGGUGCCACCAAAGACGAGUCUGGGUCCAUAACGAAAUCCCUAGGACUAGGCGAGUGGGAGUUAGACAUCAAAUCGAAGGUUGCAAUCUGGAAGAAAGGUGCAAAGAAACCCACGCUUUAUGAUGGUAAGUCCUUGUUAUGAGCAACUCUUCACCCUUAAAUGUGAACUGACACCCGUUUGCCUUUCUCCAUCCUGCACGUUCGGUAGGGAAAUUGAAAUUCG